Cyprinodon tularosa is the source of this 4402-nucleotide messenger RNA. It is a transcript of the gene zfr2, whose product is annotated as zinc finger RNA binding protein 2. Gene Ontology annotation, molecular function: zinc ion binding; single-stranded RNA binding; double-stranded RNA binding. Gene Ontology annotation, cellular component: precatalytic spliceosome. Lineage: Eukaryota; Metazoa; Chordata; Actinopteri; Cyprinodontiformes; Cyprinodontidae. The transcript has 19 exons. Bases 50 to 3142 code for a protein of 1030 amino acids. The record is from RefSeq and is a predicted model, not a curated record.
GUUUGUCCCAGCCUGUGUGGACUGUACUGUAGCGGGGAGGUUGGCUAAAAUGGCUGCAAGCAACUAUUUCGGCUUUACACAUGGUGCCAGUCCACAGUACAGUACCCAGCCACCCACAGCUUACUCCCAUCCCUCUACUGCCAGCUACAGUGUCCAGCAGGCUCCAGCUGUGGCCCACGCUGUAACCGCCUCAUACUCCCCAGCUCCGGUCCAGGCAGCCCGACCGGUGGCCACAGCCCCUUAUCCUGCCUACCAGAGCCACCAGGCACCACCAGAUUACACCUACAGACAGCCAGAUCCACCACAACCCACCACCACUCCACAGACGUACCAGGUAUACUCAGACAUGCAGCAGGAGAACUAUAGCUAUGUGCGUUCUGCUGCAGUAACCACUUAUGACAACAAACAGUAUUACCAGACAAGUGUAGCACCAGCCCAGAGGACGCCCACAGAUAACUAUUACCAGACCGUCUCAGUAGGAGUGAAAAGCUCUUACAGCCCAGCUCCCUCCACUGUGUACAACCAGCCUCCUCUGGCCCAGAGGCAGGUGACCGCUCUCAAACCUCUGGUUCCCUCCAGUGCUGUGUCAACCAGCUACAACAUCUACCCAGUGUCCACUAGUGUCCAACAGCCCCCAACACCCAUUUCAUCAUACACGCCGGGCUCCUCUUUCAGCUCCACUGUUUCUGCUACCUCUUAUUCAGGUAUCAGCUACUCCAGUUACGAUUCUAUUGGCUAUACCUCUGCAUCCACCCCCACCUAUUACCAGCCAGCUCAGCAGACUUUGGCUCAACCCCAGCCUCCACCACAGCAGCUUCAGCAGCCCCAGCCCUCCAUUCAGCCGCCACCAAAACAGCUGACUAGUUCCUCUUGGAGUACCUCAGGGAGCAACAUGGUGACAACUCCGACCUUAAACUCCUACAAAAAGCCGGCCUUCCACCAGAAUAAAUUGCAAAGGCCCAAAGGGCCUCCAAAGCAGUCUCAGCUUCAUUACUGUGACAUUUGCAAGAUCAGCUGUGCAGGCCCUCAGACGUACCGAGAACACAAUGAGGGCCAAAAACAUAAAAAAAAGGAGGCAGCCCUGAAGGCAGGGGGGCAGUCUGGGACCACCAAUGGGCCCAGAGGAGUCCAGACCCAGUUACGAUGCGAACUGUGUGAUGUUUCAUGCACUGGGGUUGAUGCCUAUGCUGCUCACAUCCGGGGGGCAAAACACCAGAAGGUGGUUAAACUUCACACUAAACUUGGCAAACCAAUCCCUUCCACUGAGCCGGUGUUGGUGAAUUCUGCCCCAGUUACAACAAACUGCAUAGCUGGGAAACAAACAGCAUCAUCCUCUGUGUCGUCCUCGAUUUCAACCAUUUCCACCCCAGCUGUAACAACCAAACAGCCAGCUGUAAACCCUACGGCCAAAAUAACACCACAGACCAAGAAACCAGUUCCCAUCAAGUUAACUCCCGUUUCCAAUAAGCCAGUCAGUGCUCCUGCUGCAGCUGCUCCUGUAACACCUGUGGCAGUUAAAGUGGAGGAGCCUGUUCAGCACAAAAUUCCAAAGAUGGAGCCAAAGACUGAAGAUGACCGAGCUGGAGGCCAGGGUGACGUCCAGCCUGUGGGACAUGACUAUGUUGAGGAGGUACGUAACGAGGAUGGAAAGGUGAUUCGAUUUCACUGUAAACUAUGUGAAUGCAGCUUCAAUGACCCCAAUGCUAAAGACAUGCACCUAAAGGGACGAAGGCACAGACUGCAAUACAAGAAAAAAGUCAACCCAGAGCUUCCUGUGGAGAUUAAGCCUAGCAAUCGAGCCAAGAAGCUUCAAGAGAGCAAGCUGAAGAAGCAGAAGCUGAAGGCCACGCUGAAAAGACAGAGAGAGGAUGAGCAGCGCUGGCACGUGGAGAUGAGACGGUAUGAGGAGGACAUGUACUGGAGAAGGAUGGAAGAGGAGCAGAUGUACUGGGGAGAGCAGAGACGCAGGAUGCCACCCCCACCUCCUCCACCUCUUAUGAGUCGUCCCGGUAUGCCAGUUCCCCCUCUACUGAAUUGUGUUUGCCGCCCUGAUUCUGCCGAUGAUCGUCACAUCAUGGCAAAGCAUUCGACUAUUUACCCAGUGGAAGAGGAGCUGCAAGCUGUUCAGAGGAUCGUCUCCCAUUCCGAGCGAGCUCUUAAACUGGUGUCAGACUCCCUGCUUGAGAAGGAGGAACCAGCUUCCACCUCCCCUGCUACUGGGGGAGGAGAAGGAACGAACGCUGAGAACCCCGCACGGCUGCUCAAAGGCGUGAUGAGAGUGGGGAUCCUAGCCAAAGGACUUCUGCUUCGAGGGGACAGGAAUGUGGAGCUUGUACUGCUUACUGCUAAGAAACCCACCAUCUCGUUACUAAAGAGCAUCGCCCAGCAGCUGCCAAAGGAACUAUCAACAUUUUCUGAAGAUCAGUAUGAGGUGCAGGCUCAUCCCGAGGAGGCGAACAUCGUGAUAUGUUCAAGCCAGGAGCCCAAAAUGCAGGUGACCAUUUCUCUCACCUCGCCGCUGAUGAGGGAGGACACUGCUGCUGAGAAGGACAAGCAGGCAGAAGGAAAAGCGGCUGAGAAAGAUGUGUCUGAUAAAGACCCUCUGGACGUUUUAAAUCGAAAAAAAUGUUUGGACAACCUGGCUGCUCUCCGACAUGCCAAAUGGUUUCAGGCUCGUGCAAAUGGAUUACAGUCAUGUGUGAUCAUCAUUCGGGUGCUGAGAGAUUUGUGUCAGCGUGUUCCUACCUGGGGGAGGCUGCCUGCCUGGGCAAUGGAGCUGCUGGUAGAGAAGGUGAUCAGCAGUGCCACAGGCCCGCUUAGUCCAGGGGAGGCCAUGCGCCGGGUCCUGGAGUGCAUCUCCAUCGGCAUCCUGCUUCCAGAUGGCCCAGGUUUGAUGGACCCCUGUGAGAAGGAGCCAACAGAUGCUUUGAAGAGCAUGAAGCUUCAAGCCCGGGAGGAUGUAACUGCCAGCGCACAGCAUGCUUUGCGACUCCUUGCUUUCCGCCAGAUUCACAAGGUUUUGGGCAUGGAGUCCCUUCCAGCAUCUAAGGCCAGCGCACGCAACCGCAAACGGCGACGGGACAUCAGUGACACGGGCGAAGGAGAGGGGGAGGGCAAGAAAGACAAGAAGGAGGAAGCUUGACCUUUGCCACCGCAGCAGAGAUUUUUGCUAGUUUAGAGACUGGUAGAAUGUCACUUUCUUUUCUAUCUCAAGCAAAUACUUACACCCACAGAUGUACACUUAUGACUAUAACCUAUGAUUCUACAUGUUACAUGUCUACCGUUAAAUAAAGAGGAAUAAUUUGUUUGGAGAGUUUAGGGGCUGAAGACCAGAUUGAAUGCAGUGUAUUUUGAAUCAUGAUGGAAGGAGGCAUCAUUCCAGCUUGCUUUAACACUAAUUAACCGAACCCUCUUUUUUAUUUUAAGCCAUCACCACCACUGGUUUACAGUUUUUUUUGUACACUAUGGCUCCUGCACCUCGCGUUUCAUUAUUAGUGCUUAAUACUGCUGCUUUUCAGGACAGCUCAAUCUGACUCCUGAUAUCCUAAAUAAACUUUGCUGCUAAAAUAUGUUCAUUAUAAAAAAUAGGAAUCUUUGCAAUGUUUGAGGAAGAAACACAUGCAGUACUGUGAUGUUUACAGUGCCUAAAUAUAUGGGGGGAAAAAACAAUAAUAAAAGGAGUACAAAUAUUCAGGUCACUUUUGCCCCAUCAAAAGCUAAUGUUAUAUAAAGAUACUUUAUGAUGGAGCUCAAACCUUCAAAGAAACUUACAAAUAAGGUCAAAGCUAACCUAUGUCAUGAAACCUAUUGACAGGAACUAACCUUUGAGGUUUUUUUUUUAGGGGGCUCGCACUCUGCAAAAAGAGGCGUUUUCUUGCACACUGGUCUUCAGAGGAAACAAAGCACUUAGAAGAUAACAAUUUAUGCAGCCAUAGUUUUAUCCUUUUGUAUUAUAUACCUUGAAAUCUUUUUUUUUUCUUUCAGAGAAGAUUUAUGUAGGAGGGGAUCUUUAGUUAGAAAAAAAGGAUUCAAAAAUCUGCCGUACAGAUGAAAUAAAGUCCCUUGACUUUCUUCCUUGUGCCUGCAUCAUGUGUUUUAAAAAAGAUUGAUAAGAAGAAAGAAACAACUUCUUUUGUGUGGUUAGUGUUUCAGUUAAUAAUGGAGAACAUGUGGGGCAGGAAACGGUUGCACAACUUGGGGAAAAAAAACAAUGUGAGAGAGUGACUUGACAUGUUUUAGUUUGAUUUUUAUUUACAAAGAGCCUGAUGUGGGUUCUUAUUUUAUUUCCUAAGGACGUCGCAGUCUGUUUUUGUAUCGUUUAAACGGGAAGUGUGAACGUCGCAGUCCUAUUAUUUGAAUGUACUUGUAGUGAUGCGUCAAAAUAAAGAGUGUAAUAAAUACC